This is a messenger RNA of Lottia gigantea (owl limpet), 999 nucleotides long. RefSeq lists its product as hypothetical. Lineage: Eukaryota; Metazoa; Mollusca; Gastropoda; Lottiidae. The record is from RefSeq and is a predicted model, not a curated record. Bases 1 to 999 code for a protein of 332 amino acids. The transcript is spliced from 7 exons. Gene Ontology annotation, molecular function: pyridoxal phosphate binding; catalytic activity; molybdenum ion binding.
AUGGCUUUCUUCGUUUGGGAUUCACAAACACAGCGGUAUUUUAAUUAUUUAAUUCUCUCGGCCUCGGCAUUGUAUUUGAUAUAUCGAAUCUUUAAACGAAAGCAGAGGACGUUUGAACUAGUUGGGAAUGUGGAAUCUUUGUAUUCAUUCCCAGUGAAAUCCUGUGGUGGAGUAAAAUUAGAAUUUGCUGAGUGUACAAAAUUAGGAUUGAAAUAUAAAGAUGUUACAGAUAGACAAUGGCUGAUAGUAGAUAGUAAUAAUAAAAUGAUCGAUUUAAAAUCAAAACCGAGAUUAUGGUUGGUUAAACCAAGAAUAACAGACGAACAUCUUAUACUAACAGCUCCUGAUAUGAUCCCACUCAAAUUACCUAAAAUUAUACAUUCAUCAGCUGAUAAUACAACCAAUACUUUAUUUUACAGGCUAUAUGGAGACGAUAUAGUAGAAGCAGUUGAUUGUGGUCUAGAGGCAUCACAAUGGAUUUCUGAUUAUCUCAUUCUACCCGGUACUAGAAUUGUCUUCUCAGCUCCCGAUCUUCCCAAAAGAGAUAUAACAUCCAUACCUAGACCUUGGAAAAAUAAUGCCAAGAAAGGAGAUAUGAGUGUAUUUUCUUACAUGACACCAUACAUGUUAGAAUCUGCCAGUUCAUUAGAUGAAGUUAACCAGGGAUUAGAAAACCCAGCAGAAAUGCUACGAUUUAGACCCGGAAUAGUCAUUACAGGAUCUAAACCAUUUGACGAGGAUACAUGGGAAUACAUACAGAUUGGUGAUGAUAAUUUGUUUAGAAUUGUUGAACCAUGUCGAAGAUGCAUUAUAACAACAAUAAAUCCAAAUACUGGUAUUAAAGAUAAACAAGUUCAACCACUGAAACAUUUAAGGAGUAUUCGAUGUAGAAAACCAUACGGUCAAUCCCCUUGUUUUGGUAUUUAUAUAACUCUAGACAGUACAGGUGGUGAUUGUAUGAUACGAGUUGGACAACCUAUAAGAAUAUUAAGAAGAUAA